This is a messenger RNA of Aspergillus neoniger CBS 115656, 3462 nucleotides long. RefSeq names its product E1 ubiquitin-activating protein ubaA (gene ubaA). Gene Ontology annotation, molecular function: ubiquitin activating enzyme activity. Gene Ontology annotation, biological process: ubiquitin-dependent protein catabolic process; protein ubiquitination; DNA damage response. NCBI's taxonomy places the organism in Eukaryota, Fungi, Ascomycota, Eurotiomycetes, Eurotiales, Aspergillaceae. The transcript is spliced from 5 exons. Gene Ontology annotation, cellular component: cytoplasm; nucleus. The record is from RefSeq and is a predicted model, not a curated record. Bases 358 to 3462 code for a protein of 1034 amino acids.
CUUCCUUCUUCCCCGCCUCUCCUCACCCUUGUCUAUAUUAUAUACUGCGAUACCUGCGCCUUUUCUUUCAUUCUGCUUCUAAAAGUCUUGCUCUUGCUCUAGAGUAUAUUGUCCGUCUGUACUUUGCUAUCGCUUUCGUCUCAUCUCGCCUUGCCCGCUUCCGCGUACCUCACCGCUCCUACCCCUCCUACCUGACUCUCUACAUCAGGAGUAUACUGCCUGAAAGUCUUGCUCCCAGCGGCAAGACUUUCAUCUCAAGUUUUCACAAUUCCCACCGAAAUUCCCGUUCGCGACGCUGCGAAGCUGGGAAAGCGAAGAGCGUCUGCCGACAACAAAGCUCCGCCGGAGAAGAAGAUCAUGACUGACGCCAAGAUGCAAGUUGACAACCCACAGGAGACUGUGGAGGCGAUCAAGCAGGGAGAAAUCGAUGAGUCGUUGUACAGCCGGCAACUGUAUGUCCUCGGUCAUGAAGCUAUGAAGCGUAUGGGCUCUUCAAACGUGCUUGUCGUCGGAUUGAAGGGUCUGGGUGUCGAAAUCGCCAAGAACAUCGCCCUUGCCGGUGUGAAAUCCCUCACAUUGUACGAUCCUGCCCCUGUCGCCAUCUCCGACCUGUCCUCCCAGUUCUUCCUCCAGCCCCAAGACGUCGGUAAGCCGCGUGCCGAGGUCACAGCUCCCAGAGUUGCAGAGCUCAACUCCUACGUUCCCGUCACUGUCCACGAGGGCAGCAAUAUCGCAGAGAACCUCGAACAGUUGAAGCGUUACCAGGCCAUUGUCCUCACCUUGACUCCUCUGAAGGAGCAGCUCGCGAUUGCCGACUUCUGCCACAAGAACGGCAUCUACCUUACUAUCACGGAUACCUUCGGUCUCUUUGGCUAUCUCUUCAACGACUUUGGAAAGAACUUCACUGUCGGUGAUGCGACAGGUGAGGAGCCCGUCAGUGGCAUUGUGGCAGCUAUCGACGAGAAUGGCUUGGUCUCCGCUCUGGAUGAGACCCGUCACGGCUUGGAGGACGGUGAUUUUGUGACUUUCUCCGAAAUCAAGGGCAUGGAGGGUCUCAACGGUUGUGCUCCUCGCAAAGUUACUGUGAAGGGACCUUACACCUUCUCUAUUGGUGAUGUCUCUGAUCUGGGAACAUACCAGAGCGGUGGCAUCUACUCUCAAGUCAAGAUGCCUAAGUUCAUGGACUUUGCUCCUCUGAGCGAACAGAUCAAGAACCCCGAGUUCAUCAUUUCCGACUUUGCGAAGUUUGACCGGCCACAGCAAUUGCAUAUUGGUGUCCAGGCACUUCACAAGUUUGCAGAGAGCCACAAUGGCGAUCUUCCCCGCCCCCACAAUGAUAGCGAUGCCCAGGACGUGUUCAAGAUUGCCAAUGAACUGGCUUCAAGCCUCAAAGAGAAGGUGGAGCUGGAUGAGAAGCUCAUCAAGGAGCUGAGCUACCAAGCCCGUGGCGAUCUGAACCCCCUGGCUGCCCUGUUCGGAGGCAUUGCGGCGCAGGAGGUCUUGAAGGCGGUCUCCGGGAAGUUCAACCCUGUAAAACAGUGGCUUUACUUUGACUCCUUGGAGUCUCUUCCCACUUCUAUCACCCGCUCUGAGGAGGCUUGUAAGCCCCUCGGCACCCGUUACGAUGGUCAAAUCGCAGUCUUCGGCAAGGAGUUCCAGGACAAGAUUGCCAACGUGAAGCAAUUCCUUGUGGGAGCAGGUGCCAUCGGGUGUGAGACGCUGAAGAACUGGGCCAUGAUGGGUCUGGGAACUGGCCCUGAGGGAAAGAUCAUUGUGACCGACAUGGAUCAGAUCGAGAAGAGUAACCUGAACAGACAAUUCUUGUUCCGUAGCCGGGAUGUUGGCAAGCUCAAGAGCGAGUGCGCUUCCGCUGCUGUGCAGGCAAUGAACCCUGAGCUGAAUGGUAAGAUUGUCACGCUCCGGGACCGUGUCGGACCCGACACUGAGCACAUCUUCAACGAGGAGUUCUGGGAAGGCUUGGACGGCGUUACGAAUGCCCUUGACAACGUGGAUGCAAGAACCUACGUCGACCGUCGUUGCGUCUUCUUCAGGAAGCCCCUCUUGGAGAGUGGAACUCUCGGUACAAAGGGCAACACUCAGGUUGUCCUGCCUCGCAUCACUGAGUCCUACUCUAGCUCCCAAGACCCGCCGGAGAAGACCUUCCCUAUGUGCACUCUGAAGAGUUUCCCCAACCGGAUCGAGCAUACUAUUGCUUGGGCCCGGGACCUCUUCCAGACAUACUUUGUCGGCCCUCCCGAGGCUGUCAACAUGUAUCUGUCCCAGCCAAACUAUAUCCAGCAGACACUCAAGCAGGCCGGUAACGAGAAGCAGACGCUGGAGCACCUGCGUGACUUCCUGGUCACCGACAAGCCCUUGACCUUCGAUGACUGUAUCGUUUGGGCCCGUAACCAAUUCGAGGCGCAGUACAACAACGCUAUCCAGCAGCUUCUUUACAACUUCCCGCGCGACUCCAAGACAUCCUCUGGGCAGCUUUUCUGGUCUGGACCUAAGCGUGCGCCUACUCCGUUGAAGUUUGACAGCGCAAACCCCACUCAUCUUUCUUUCAUCGUUGCUGGUGCCAACCUCCACGCUUUCAACUACGGCAUCAAGAACCCUGGCGCCGACAAGGCCUACUACAGGAAGGUCGUUGACAACAUGAUCGUUCCCGAGUUCACCCCCAAGUCCGGCGUCAAGAUUCAAGCGAAUGAGAACGAUCCUGACCCGGACGCUCAGGCCACUGGCUCGUCCUUUGACGACGGUCAGGAAAUCCAGCGCCUCGUGGACUCUCUUCCAUCCCCCAAGGACCUGGCUGGCUUCCGCUUGAGCCCUGUUGAAUUUGAGAAGGAUGACGACACGAACCACCACAUCGACUUCAUCACCGCUGCCAGCAACCUGCGUGCCGACAACUACGAUAUUCCCCAGGCUGACCGCCACAAGACCAAGUUCAUUGCUGGCAAGAUCAUUCCUGCCAUUGCUACUACGACGGCGUUGGUGACUGGUUUGGUCGCGUUGGAGCUGUUCAAGAUCAUUGACGGCAAGGACGACAUUGAGCAGUACAAGAACGGAUUCGUGAACCUUGCGCUUCCAUUCCUGGGCUUCAGUGAGCCUAUUGCCAGUCCCAAGGGCAAGUACAUGGGUAAGGAGGGCGAGGUUACAAUCGACCAGAUCUGGGAUCGCUUUGAGGUGGAUGAUAUUCCUCUCCAGGACUUCCUCAAGCACUUCUCCGACAUGGGAUUGGAGAUCAGCAUGGUUAGCUCUGGCGUUAGUCUCCUGUACGCCAGCUUCUAUGGGCCGUCUAAGGUUAAGGACCGUCUUCCUAUGAAGAUGAGCAAGUUGGUGGAGCACAUCAGCAAGAAGCCGGUUCCGGAGCACCAGAAGAACGUCAUCUUCGAGGUGACUGCGGAGGAUCAGACGGAGGAGGAUGUUGAGAUUCCGUAUGUGAUGGUGAAGCUGAGAAAGUAG